Molecule: messenger RNA, 1122 nt
Organism: Mesorhabditis spiculigera
Lineage: Eukaryota; Metazoa; Nematoda; Chromadorea; Rhabditida; Rhabditidae
Source: the annotation of a GenBank genome assembly
AUGGACGAGGGUCCGGCCGAUAUCAGAAAUGCUGUUGAAGAAGUUCAUGGUCAACUCUUUGAAGUUGCACCCCGUUACACCAACUUGACCUAUAUUGGGGAGGGAGCCUACGGAAUGGUCGUAUCGGCUUUGGAUACGAUCUCGCUGGAACGAGUGGCUAUCAAGAAGAUUUCACCCUUUGAACAUCAGACAUUCUGCCAACGAACGCUACGCGAGAUCAAGAUCCUUAGCCGCUUCAAGCAUGAAAAUAUCAUCAACAUCCAGGAAAUCAUCCGAGCCCCAAGUGUAGACAUGAUGCGUGAUAUUUACAUUGUCCAAUGCUUGAUGGAAACCGAUCUUUACAAGCUUCUGAAGACGCAAAAACUCAGCAACGACCACAUUUGCUAUUUUCUAUACCAAAUCCUGCGCGGAUUGAAGUAUAUUCACUCGGCCAACGUUCUUCACCGCGACUUGAAGCCCUCAAAUCUGCUGUUGAACACGACGUGUGAUCUGAAGAUCUGUGAUUUUGGUCUGGCUCGUGUCACCGAUCCGCGACAAGAUCACACCGGCUUUUUGACUGAAUAUGUCGCUACAAGGUGGUACCGUGCCCCUGAAAUCAUGUUGAACUCGAAGGGAUACACGAAAUCGAUUGAUGUCUGGAGUGUCGGUUGCAUUUUGGCUGAAAUGUUGAAUAAUCGCCCAUUAUUCCCGGGCAAGCACUACCUCGAUCAGUUGAACUUGAUCUUGGCCGUUGUUGGUAGCCCAUCCCAAGAAGAUCUCGGAUGUAUCAUCAACGAAAAGGCCCGAUCGUACCUGAUUUCUCUACCGCAUAAGCCCAAGCAACCCUGGCAACGCCUUUAUCCUAAUGCCGACCCGAGGGCCUUGGAUUUGCUAGAUAAGAUGCUUACUUUCAAUCCGAACAAGCGAAUCGAUAUUGAGCAAGCUUUGGCUCAUCCAUAUCUCGAACAGUAUUAUGACCCCAACGACGAGCCAAUCUGUGAAGAGCCUUUCACCUACGAAAUGGAACUCGACGAUUUGCCAAAGGAAGAUUUGAAACGGCUGAUUUUCGAGGAAACGGAAAUGCAUCAUGCACGAAUGGCCGAAGAGGCUGCAAAGCCCAACAAUAUGCCAACACCAAUGGAA